Molecule: messenger RNA, 1776 nt
Organism: Australozyma saopauloensis
Lineage: Eukaryota; Fungi; Ascomycota; Pichiomycetes; Serinales; Metschnikowiaceae
Exons: 1
Coding region: 1-1776 (591 amino acids)
Biological process (GO): transmembrane transport
Cellular component (GO): plasma membrane
Molecular function (GO): transmembrane transporter activity
Source: RefSeq, a predicted model, not a curated record
AUGACUUCAGAAAAUACAACUCAAGAACAUACGCCCGACAAAGCCUCCUUAUCGUCCCUGUCGCUACAUUCUGAAGCCUUUGAAGCAAUCGAACUUGAAGACCAGGCGACUUUGAGUAAUUCGCACAAUGAGGAGGACCAGACGCAAAUUGAGCGUGCUCUAAGUCGUAAAUCCACAAAAUUAGAGGACAAAUUAGGUCAGGUACAUGAUAACAUCCUCCCAAUGAAGCAACUCAUCGUGUGCUUCUUAUCCUUAUCGUGCAGUUUGUUUGUAUCAUUUUGCGACCAAUCGAGUGUUGCAAUAGCGCUUCCUUUAAUUGCAAAAGACUUGAAUGCUGCCGAUAGCAUCAAUUGGGCAGGAACUGCUUCUCUUUUGGCCAACACAGUAUGUCAAGUCCUAUAUGGUCGUCUUUCUGACAUCUACGGCCGUAAAAACAUUCUCCUUGUUUCCAUCGUCAUCCUUCUCGUGGCAAAUUUGCUCUGUGGCUUCGCAAAGAGUGGACCCGAGUUCUACGUCUUUCGUGCAUUGGCUGGUAUUGGAGCAGGUGGAAUUCAAUCACUAACGAUGGUCAUCGCCAGUGAUUCGGUCACUUUGAGAGAGCGUGGAAAAUAUCAAGGUAUUCUUGGAACGAGUGUGGGAAUGGGCAACAUCGUGGGACCUUUGGUCAUGGCUGCUCUCACCGAAAAGUCAACCUGGCGAGAUUUUUACCGCAUUUUUCCUGGUAUUAUUGCAUUAACUUUUGUCAUAGUUUGCAUCUUCGUGAAAGGAAAUCAAAGCAAACAAUUGAAUUCAGUUCUCACCCCCAGACAGAAGCUAAUGAAAAUCGACUAUGGGGGAAUGUUCCUCUCUUGCGCGGGAUUGGUGCUCCUCUUGGUGCCUUUGAGUGGAGGUGGAAGUACAUUCAGAUGGGACAGCACCUUAGUUAUUGUGAUGUUCGUGGUCGGUGGACUUUGCAUCGUGGCCUUUGCAAUUUACGAGCUAAAGGUGCCUGAAUUGCCAAUGAUCCCUCUCACAGCCAUGAAGAGUGCGACGCUCACUAUCCUUUUGAUAUCAAACUUUCUCUUUGGAGCCGGCUACUUUGGAUUCUUCUAUGUUAUUCCGUACUACUUCCAAAUAGUUCGUGGAUACUCACCAAUGCGCUCAGCUGUCUUGCUUAUUCCUAUGCUUACUGUGCAGUCAUUUAUGUCAACUGUGGCAGGAACAUUAAUGUCAAUAACGGGACAUUACAUAUACAUCAUUGCCUUUGGAUACUCCAUAUGGUUGACUGGAUUGUGUGUGACGUUGAAGUGGGGAACCGAUAGUAGCAUCGGCUUGAUUACCGGAACGCUUAUCAUGAUUGGAACUGGCGCGGGGUUCAUUUUCCAGCCAAGUAUUGUUGCCAUUCAGGCAAACUGCAAAAAAUCACAGAGAGCGGUGAUUAUUGGUUUCCGAAAUGUCUUGAGGUCCUUCGGAGGUGCUUUCGGUAUCGCUGUGAGUUCUCUUGUCAUCUCCAACACACUCAACAACUCCAUUAACAAAGAAAUGAGUACCGGGUUUUUACCUCAGUCGUUUUUGCUAAACAUGAAGUCACAUGUGUUCUCUCACCCAGACUAUUCAGGAUUCAGCCCGCAACAAAUUCUUCAUGUCAAACAAAUGUACAUGCACUCUAUAAGGGACUCAUCCUAUUUCCUCAUUCCUCUUCUCGCUCUCUCGCUUCUCACUUGUGUCGUUAUUAGAGACAAUGGACUCCAUUGCAUCGACGAGCCCAAAGAAGAGAAGAAAGAAGGGCAAGUGUAA